AUGGUAAAAUCAACUUCAAUAGAUUUUACUCUUUUAAAAGAAAAGAAAAAGCUUUUUAGGUAUGAUGUGUUUCCAUUCAUAUUCAUACACUCAGCAGUUUUGUAUUGGUGGUACGAGUCUUCUGAAGAGGAUGAUGUUUACCCUAGAUUAGCGGUUAUAGUAUCAGCAUUUUUAAAUUGUAUAGCUUACUUAUUAGGACAUUGGUCUUAGAGAAUGAAGGCUAAAAUAUGUUUUUCAUCUUUUGGUAAAGACAAAUCUGAUGAUGCCUUAAAUAACGCAACUUUUGUUUUUGUCCAUUUUGAAAAGAAAUCUGUUCGUACUGUCUAUGAGAUAGUUCCUUUGAAAUAUGAUACUGAUAAUGACAUCUUUUUCAUUCAUUUUACUGAAAAAAAAUACAUAUUUAAUAAUGAAAAAAGAGAAUUUUAUCGCCUAAAACCUUGCCUCAAAGAUCUUAAAAUCAAGGAUUUCUAAAGCCUUGAAGUCAAGCAAGAUACAACUAAUUUUGAUUUAAAUUCUCUUGAAAUUCCUAUCAGAAAAUUUGCAGAUGUUUUCAAGGAUUAAAUUAUGGAACCUUUCUCAUUCUUUUAGAUUUUCAGUGUUUCCUUAUGGCUUAUGGAUGAAAACAGAUUUUACUCAUUAUUAACAUUAUUUAUGCUAUUUAUGAGUGCCUUUACUGUUGUUAUUCAACGUAUGAGAACUAUGAUGAUGCUUCGUUAAAUGAAGUUAUAACCUCAAUACAUUAAUGUAUUAAGAGAUAAAAAGUGGGUUAAAAUAAGCUCUGAAGAACUUAUGCCUGGAGAUAUUGUUCAAAUUCAAACUGCAGAAAGCAUAAAAGCAGCUGAAACUACAAACUAAAUUUCAGAUGAAGAAUACUUAAAGUAGCAAAUUCCAUAUGCUCAUUUAUUCCCUUAAAAGUUAUUCGUAACUGAAAGCUCGAAUGCAAAUACUUUUAAAUAUCUUCCAUGUGAUAUGCUUAUUCUCUCUGGUACAUGUGUUGUUAACGAGUCAGUACUUACUGGUGAGUCUGUACCUUAAAUCAAGGACUCCAUAGAAAAGGUACAUGGUGAUGAAAUCCUAGAUUUAAAGAAUAAACACAAAAACUCAGUUCUAUUUUGUGGUACAGAAGUUAUUUAAACUUUCCCAAGUGAUAGAUAUCCUGAAAGUAUUAGAAAUAGACCAGAUAAAUAAUCUUGUUUAGCUUACGUUCUUAGAACAGGUUUUGAUACAUCAAAAGGCAAACUCAUUCGUACUGUCAUUUUCAAUAAUGAAAAUGUUUAAAUUAAGUAGAAAGACGCUUUUGCUUUAAUCUUUGUACUCUUGAUCUUCUCUAUUAUUUCUUCAGCUUACGUUUUAAUUCAUGGAUUGGAAGAUUAAGAAAGAAGCAAAAAUAAGCUUUUCAUUCGUUGUAUACUUAUUAUUACCACUGUAGUUCCUCCUGAACUUCCUAUGAUUCUAACUAUCGCAGUUAACAGCUCACUUUUAUAUCUUCAAAGAAAGAAAAUUUUCUGUACUGAACCAUAUAGAAUUCCAUUUGGAGGUAAAAUUACCAUGUGCGCUUUUGACAAGACUGGUACUCUUACAAGUGAUACAUUGAAGUUUAAAGGUAUUGUUGAUAACACUCAAGAUUUUAAGACUCUCAAAGGUAAAUCUGAUGUAAACAUUCAAGCUUAAUGUGUUCUUGCUGGUUGUCACUCCCUUUUACAAACUGAUAAAAAACUUUAAGGUGACCCUAUUGAAACAUUAUUCUUUGAAGAAAGCGAAUGGACCUAUAAUUCUGGAACAAAAAUAGCAAAAAAGAAAGGAGCUGAAUGCAGAAUUAUUAACAUGUUCCCUUUCAAGAGUGAUUUAAAAAGAAUGUCUACUGUUGUCCACUGGGAAGGUGAAGGUGCAAGCAAAGAAUAUAGAGUUUUAUGUAAAGGUGCUCCAGAAACUAUUGAAUAGCUUUUAACAGAAGUUCCACCAAACUAUGUUAAGGCAUACAAGUACUAUUCCAAGCUUGGCUACAGAGUACUUAGUUUAGCAUAUGGAAAGUUAAAUCCUGAUAUGAACUUAAACGAUGUUGAAAGAUAAGAUAUUGAAAAAAAUCUUACAUUUGCUGGUCUUUUUAUUUGUGACUCACCUCUAAAAUUUGAUACCAAACAGUACAUUACUAUCUUGUAACAAGCUAAAUACUAGCUUUUAAUGAUUACAGGUGAUAAUAUUUUGACAGCUGUUGCAGUUAGCAAUAAGCUUGAUUUUGGUCCUCAUGAUUAUCUCGUUUUAGAAACCAAAGAUGGUUAAAAUUUUGUUUGGAUUGAUUCUGAAGAAAAAGAAAAAAAAGCUAAUAUUACUCUUUAAGAACUUAAAGACAUAUGCCAGAAGUAUACUCUUUGCUUAAUAGGACCUACUAUUGAUGUGAUGAUAAGAAAAACUCCUCUAGACCUUCAAAAAAUUAUUUACAAGCAUGUUUAAAUUUAUGCUCGUACUUCUCCAGCUCAGAAAGAACAUAUCAUAUUCACAUUGAGAUAAGCAGGUGAGCAUUGCUUAAUGUGUGGUGAUGGUACAAAUGAUGUAGGAGCUCUUAAAAAGGCUGAUUUAGGUAUUGCUCUUGUUGGUAUCAAAGAAGAUAACCCUUAAGAACGUAGAUAAGAAAAAGAAAGAAAGAAAAAGAUCCAAGAAGAAAUUAAAAGAGAUUACAAAAAAAUGAUGUAAUAUAUGAAAGAAGAGUAAGAGAAAAAGAAAAACUAAAGCAUGUUUGGAGAUUCGAUAGAGUACAAAGUUGGCGAUGCUUGUAUUGCUGCUCCUUUUACUAACAAGCAUUCAAAUUCUAUCAGAUGUGUUAUUAUUUUACUUCGUUAAGGUAUUUGCACUCUUGUAACAACAAUUUAAACUUAUAAGAUUUUAGCCCUUAAUUCACUCCUUUCUGCUUACAAUCUCUCUGUUCUUAACUUAGAAGCUCUUAAAUUCUCAGAAACUUAAUAAACUAUUCUUGGUAUAACCUCAGCUAUAGCCUUUUAUUAAUUUUCAAAUUCUAAGCCUUUAAAACAAAUAUCUCCCGUUAAACCUGUUAGCACAAUUUUCGAGCCUUACUUCUUCCUUUCUGUAAUUGGAUAGGUAGCCUUGCACUUAUAUGGAAAUUCUAAGUGUGUUGAUAUUGGUUUGAAAUACUCAACAAAGGAAGAUCUUGCAAUUACUCACGAUUAAGAGUUUAAGCCAACAUUCCUAAACACUACAAUUUUCUUAUUCAGCUUGUUAUCUUAAACUUGCAUUUUCCUUUUCAACAAUGGAGGUGAACCUCAUAUGGAAGGAUUUUCUAAACACACAAAGUUCUUUAAAAUAUUAAUUGCAUGUUUAGCUGGUUCCUUCAUUUUUUCAAUGAAUCUUUUCCCAGAAUUAUCAGAAUACUUUGAAUUAAAGUUCGAAGGAGUUCCUGAAGAAGCUAACAAUGAGUUGGUAACUGUUUUCUCAAUCAUAGCUGUCACAAACUAUGUCAUGGAAAUUAGUUUAAGAUAUCUUAAGUUCGGAAAGCUAUUUAACUGGAUUUGA
Molecule: messenger RNA, 3525 nt
Organism: Tetrahymena thermophila SB210
Lineage: Eukaryota; Ciliophora; Oligohymenophorea; Hymenostomatida; Tetrahymenidae
Product: E1-E2 ATPase family protein
Exons: 5
Biological process (GO): intracellular calcium ion homeostasis
Cellular component (GO): endoplasmic reticulum membrane
Molecular function (GO): P-type ion transporter activity; nucleotide binding
Source: RefSeq, a predicted model, not a curated record